AUGGACGUGUUAUACGUAUCCAGACGUCACAGACAGACCAGUGACGUCACAGACAGAGGUCGUAUCCACAGACCAGUGACGUCACAGACAGAGGUCACCAGACUGACAGACGAGUCGUAUCCACAGACCAGUGACGUCACAGACAGAGGUCGUAUCCACAGACCAGUGACGUCACAGACAGAGGUCACCAGUGACGUCACAGACAGAGGUCGUAUCCACAGGACCAGUGACGUCACAGACAGAGGUCGUAUCCACAGACCAGUGACGUCACAGAGGUCGUAUCCACAGACCAGUGACGUCACAGACAGAGGUCGUAUCCACAGACCAGUGACGUCACAGACAGAGGUCACCAGUGACGUCACAGACAGAGGUCGUAUCCACAGACCAGUGACGUCACAGAGGUCGUAUCCACAGACCAGUGACGUCACAGACAGAGGUCGUAUCGACAGACCAGUGACGUCACAGACAGAGGUCACCGGUGACGUCACAGACAGAGGUCGUAUCCACAGACCGGUGACGUCACAGACAGAGGUCGUAUCCACAGACCGUGACGUCACAGACAGAGGUCGUAUCCACAGACCAGUGACGUCACAGACAGAGGUCACCAGUGACGUCACAGACAGAGGUCGUAUCCACAGACCGGUGACGUCACAGAGGUCGUAUCCACAGACCAGUGACGUCACAGACAGAGGUCGUAUCCACAGACCAGUGACGUCACAGACAGAGGUCACCAGUGACGUCACAGACAGAGGUCGUAUCCACAGACCAGUGACGUCACAGAGGUCGUAUCCACAGACCAGUGACGUCACAGACAGUGGUCGUAUCCACAGACCAGUGACGUCACAGAGGUCGUAUCCACAGACCAGUGACGUCACAGACAGAGGUCGUAUCCACAGACCGGUGACGUCACAGACAGUGGUCACCAGUGACGUCACAGACAGUGGUCGUAUCCACAGACCAGUGACGUCACAGAGGUCGUAUCCACAGACCAGUGACGUCACAGACAGUGGUCGUAUCCACAGACCGGUGACGUCACAGAGGUCGUAUCCACAGACCGGUGACGUCACAGACAGUGGUCGUAUCCACAGACCAGUGACGUCACAGACAGAGGUCACCAGUGACGUCACAGACAGAGGUCGUAUCCACAGACCGGUGACGUCACAGAGGUCGUAUCCACAGACCAGUGACGUCACAGACAGAGGUCGUAUCCACAGACCAGUGACGUCACAGACAGAGGUCACCAGUGACGUCACAGACAGAGGUCGUAUCCACAGACCAGUGACGUCAGACAGGUCGUAUCCACAGACCAGUGACGUCACAGACAGGUCGUAUCCACAGACCAGUGACGUCACAGACAGAGGUCGUAUCCACAGACCAGUGACGUCACAGACAGAGGUCACCAGUGACGUCACAGACAGAGGUCGUAUCCACAGACCGGUGACGUCACAGAGGUCGUAUCCACAGACCAGUGACGUCACAGACAGUGGUCGUAUCCACAGACCAGUGACGUCACAGACAGUGGUCACCAGUGACGUCACAGACAGAGGUCGUAUCCACAGACCAGUGACGUCACAGAGGUCGUAUCCACAGACCAGUGACGUCACAGACAGUGGUCGUAUCCACAGACCAGUGACGUCACAGAGGUCGUAUCCACAGACCAGUGACGUCACAGACAGUGGUCGUAUCCACAGACCAGUGACGUCACAGACAGUGGUCACCAGUGACGUCACAGACAGAGGUCGUAUCCACAGACCAGUGACGUCACAGAGGUCGUAUCCACAGACCAGUGACGUCACAGACAGUGGUCGUAUCCACAGACCAGUGACGUCACAGACAGAGGUCAGGUCGUAUCCACAGACCAGUGACGUCACAGACAGAGGUCGUAUCCACAGACCAGUGACGUCACAGAGGUCGUAUCCACAGACCAGUGACGUCACAGACAGAGGUCGUAUCCACAGACCGGUGACGUCACAGAGGUCGUAUCCACAGACCAGUGACGUCACAGACAGAGGUCGUAUCCACAGACCAGUGACGUCACAGACAGAGGUCACCAGUGACGUCACAGACAGUGGUCGUAUCCACAGACCAGUGACGUCACAGAGGUCGUAUCCACAGACCAGUGACGUCACAGACAGAGGUCGUAUCCACAGACCGGUGACGUCACAGACAGAGGUCAGCCACAGACUCAGAGGCACAGACUCGGAGGCACAGACUCGGAGGCACGGACUCGGAGACACGGACUCGGAGGCACAGACUCGGAGGCACAGACUCGGAGGCACAGACUCAGGCACAGACUCAGGCACAGACUCGGAGACACAGACUCGGAGACACAGACUCGGAGGCACAGACUCAGGCACAGACUCAGAGGCACAGACUCAGAGGCACAGACUCGGAGGCACAGACUCGGAGACACAGACUCGGAGACACAGACUCGGAGGCACAGACUCGGAGACACAGACUCGGAGGCACAGACUCAGGCACAGACUCAGAGGCACAGACUCGGAGGCACAGACUUGUAGGUACAGACUCGGAGCCACAGACUCAGGCACAGACUCAGAGGCACAGACUCAGGCACAGACUCAGAGGCACAGACUCAGAGGCACAGACUCAGAGUCAGAGGUACAGACUCAGAGGCACAGACUCAGAGGCACAGACUCAGGCACAGACUCAGAGGCACAGACUCCAUAA
Messenger RNA from Knipowitschia caucasica, 2688 nucleotides. Lineage: Eukaryota; Metazoa; Chordata; Actinopteri; Gobiiformes; Gobiidae. The record is from the annotation of a GenBank genome assembly.